AUGGUUUGCCAUUGGAUUGUUCUGCUAAUGUUCAAUAGUUGUGUAAGCAAUUCAAUUAUAACUCAAGGCAUCACUAAUACAAUAGGUCAAGUGCUGACAUCCAUACUAGAGACAUAUUUCAUUGAUUCCCAGAGACAUUUCCUAGUUCAAUUUUCCAAUGAUGAAGGUCGUUAUGAGCAAUUGGAUGUAUUCACUGAAGCCAUCGUGUUUAGUCGCAGAUUGAUACCAAUCAAGUUCAAACAGGAUUAUUCACCGGGGAUGCAACCAUCUUCUUACAAUUUGCUAUUGAUAGAAUCAUAUCAAUCCUUCCUUAGAAUUUAUGAAAAGAUUGAUCCGAUGAGUUAUGAUUAUUCUGGACUCUACGUUAUUGUUUAUUGCCAAGGAGAAUAUCGCUUUUCUUUGAUGCAGUCUAUAUUCAGUGAAAUGUGGCAGAAAAAGAUUAUCAACGUUAUUGUCAUAGCAGCUGGAUCCUCUGUCGAAGUUUUAAUCUAUUCGUAUUUACCCUAUCAACCACACAUUUGUGGUCAUCCGUAUCCCAUAUUAGUGGCAAACAUAAGUGAUAGUAAUCCUCAAAUUGGUGAUGAUUUGUUUCCGGAGCGGUUAGGAGACCUUUUUGGAUGCUCUCUGAAGGCGGGGGUAAUUCUGUUGGAGCCGUUUGUAAUCUCUGUGGAUAACAGUUCAAUACAAAAAUACACUGGUCUGGAGAUCUCGAUCGUGGAAACAGUGGCACAACAACACAAUUUCACCAUCAAAUACGUACUCCCACAGGAUUUGAAACGGGGAUCAAUCGAGGAAAUAAACAGCACCGGCCUGUUGGGUCUUAUUCAAGAGGAGACUGUGGAUAUGGGAUUCGGCAGCAUAGCUAUCACACCAGAACGCAGUUUCUAUUUGAAAGCAGGAACAGCACAUUAUACAAGCAUAUUGGUUUUUGCUGUACCAUCUGGACGACCUUUCACUUCGUUUGAAAAACUGUAUAAGCCGUUUUCGCUGAAGGCCUGGCUUUGGAUAAUGUUUAUGUAUGCGGGUAGAGAAAUAUAGCACACCUUUACUAAACGUGUGGCUUACUUUUCUCGGAAUACCUUUAGCGAGGAUGCCAACGAAGAAUAUUACUUUUUUUAUGUUAACUACUUGGAUGUUUUUUGGAUUACUUGUUAGAACAUUGUAUUUAGGG
Toxorhynchites rutilus septentrionalis is the source of this 1171-nucleotide messenger RNA. RefSeq lists its product as uncharacterized. The transcript is spliced from 2 exons. Lineage: Eukaryota; Metazoa; Arthropoda; Insecta; Diptera; Culicidae. The record is from RefSeq and is a predicted model, not a curated record. Bases 1 to 1038 code for a protein of 345 amino acids. Gene Ontology annotation, cellular component: membrane. Gene Ontology annotation, molecular function: glutamate-gated receptor activity.